CUGAUACGCAAUAUCAAAAUUUUAUUAAUAAAACCGUACGUCACUGAAAUCGAUGGUAUCACCCACUUACGUAAUAGCAGAUCGCUAUAUUAUUAACCGGUCAGUUUAUCGUGUGAGGAAACAGUAAAUAUCCCUUGCGCAACGGCACAAGUGCAGUGUUUGGCAGUGUUGCUGUGGUCGGGAGGUCCGACAUGGCCGUGGCUACCAUCCUCGCCCUCCGGAGAGGCCUCACCAUCACAGGUGUGAGAGGUUUGUGGACUUCUAGGAUCAAUUCAACUGAGCAGAAGGAUCAGAGUGCUGGGGCAGAAACUAGGAGAACUGAGGAGACAAAGCAGGAGUCCGAGGAGGAGUAUGAGGGGAAAAUUAAAAAACAGAUACUGGCGGCUGCAAUGCCGUUUGUUAAGGAGCAUGGCUGGAGUCAGGAUGCCAUAAGUGCAGGUGCUGAAUCAAUUGGAUAUCCUGGUGUUAUCCAUGGACUGUUCCCCAGAGGAGGUGCUGAGCUGGUUCUCCACUUCUACGCGAAUUGUAAUGCAGAAUUGAAUGAGAUUAUGAAGUCAGAGGCAUUGGCAACUGAGGGAGAGCCUUCACAGCCCACGAAACUCCCAGAGGAGUUCGUGAAGAAGGCGCUAGAGAGGAGAUUGAGGAUGCUGGUUCCCUACAAGUCUACUUGGCCCCAGGCCAUCGGGCUUCUCGCUCUCCCACCGAAUGUUCCACCGGCGCUGGCUAAUUUACUCACUCUUGUUGAUGAUAUUUGUUAUUACGCUGGAGAUAGAUCAGUUGAUUUCCAUUGGUAUACAAGACGAGUUGCUGUUGCUGGAAUAUAUAAAACCAGUGAAUUAUACAUGUUGCAAGACAAAAGUGAGGAUCACACACAAACAUGGGAAUUUUUAGGGAGAAGAAUUGAAGACGCAGUGCAGUUGAACAGAGUUCUCUGUGUAGAUCUGCCACCGCCUGAUCAGGCCCUGAAUAAAGCCACAGAGGCAGCCACAGCUGCUUUCGCAACAGCACGAAAUAUACUCGGGAUGAAUUGGAAUAGGUGAAAAUAUACCAAAUGCAUCGCAGUAUUUACAUAACUAUGUAGUUAUUUAUAAUUAAAAAUGAGGAUAGUAAAAAAUUCAAGUUGUCAAUUUCUUUCUUGGAAAAUAAACAAUAUUUUCAAUUAAA
Molecule: messenger RNA, 1164 nt
Organism: Diachasma alloeum
Lineage: Eukaryota; Metazoa; Arthropoda; Insecta; Hymenoptera; Braconidae
Gene: Coq9
Product: ubiquinone biosynthesis protein COQ9, mitochondrial
Exons: 5
Coding region: 192-1040 (282 amino acids)
Biological process (GO): ubiquinone biosynthetic process
Cellular component (GO): mitochondrial inner membrane
Molecular function (GO): lipid binding
Source: RefSeq, a predicted model, not a curated record